Molecule: messenger RNA, 465 nt
Organism: Haliotis rufescens (red abalone)
Lineage: Eukaryota; Metazoa; Mollusca; Gastropoda; Lepetellida; Haliotidae
Exons: 3
Coding region: 89-421 (110 amino acids)
Source: RefSeq, a predicted model, not a curated record
UCACUCUUGAUCUAAACGGUCAUCGCCAUUGCUGUCACUGAACUUGUCACACUCAGUAUUCAUCACUUGUCUACGUUGUAUUGGGAUCAUGUCUACCUACGCUAAUAUGAACCAGUACGAUAAAGAUCUGAUCAUCAGAUUCCCCCUGAACUUUGAAAUCUGGGCCCCUCCCCGCCAACGUGCUACGUGCCGAUACUUCACCAUCCUUGACCCCCUGUCUGAACUGCCCGCCUCCCACACCCCUACCCCCGUGUCCACCUCCGUGUCCCUCACCAGCCCCACCCUCCCUGAUGCCUCCCACUUCGAAGAGAUUGACCUCCACGAGGAAGUCACACAGCCCCAGUCCACUGUGAGAACCAUCAGAUCUCGUGUGACCGGCUUCUUCAGGAGUGUGUUCCGUGCUCGCAAGAUGGACGCUUGAAUCAGUGACAUCUUGUGACAUUGUCUUAUUUAGAUCACAGUGCU